This is a messenger RNA of Trichoderma breve, 2841 nucleotides long. RefSeq names its product DDHD domain-containing protein. Gene Ontology annotation, cellular component: cytoplasm. Lineage: Eukaryota; Fungi; Ascomycota; Sordariomycetes; Hypocreales; Hypocreaceae. The transcript is spliced from 4 exons. Bases 1 to 2841 code for a protein of 946 amino acids. Gene Ontology annotation, molecular function: glycerophospholipase activity; metal ion binding. The record is from RefSeq and is a predicted model, not a curated record.
AUGGAGCAUUCUCUAGGCCCUGCCUGUCGCCUUCGACCGACCCCGGACACGGACGCGGACGUCGACGCGGAUAAGGAAGAUGGAAUCCCCUCUGUCAAAGCUCAGUUCUUUUACACGGCCGUAUAUCCCAUCGAUGAUCCGCUGUCUGGCACUGCUCCCUCUAGCAGCGCGGAUUCUAAACCCUCAAAAGGACCCCUUCGCCCAUUCUCUCAAGACGACAAUGACAUGCUACAACAGGCGUGGCUUGGCCUCAUGUCAGAGAGCCUUCGUUCCCAACACGAAGCCAUCAGAAACGGCCGAGAGCCUGAUCCAUACGCUGCGAAAUCUGACACGGAGAGGCGCGACCAAAUCAUCCAGGAGCUAGCCUCAAAGCAUAUACACAUCCAUAGUGAUAACCAGACGCGGGGAUCAACAACUCAAGCCGCCGAGGCGCUUCCAGAAACUCUACUCACCGCCUGUUGCCCUCAGCUUGCCAUCGACACCCUAGCGGAGCUUGAUACGGCAUUUUGUGCAUUGGUGAGGAAGAUAAACCCGCUAUUCGAUGUCGAUGAGGUGGUAAAAGAUGUAAUUUCCGUCAUGAACCAACCCCAUGAACUUCGAAGUAUCCCAACCAGCCGUCGGCAUGUACCGAUACGACACCCUUUGUUAACUCGGGAAAGACACGGCGGCAUCCCAUCUGACCAUAUUUCUCCCUCAGAUGGUGCCACAUCAUCUCUUCAUGGUACUCCCGAAACUCGGAUUCGCCGCGAGCGUAGGACCACAGGAUAUGUUACUGCUAGUGACGAUGGGAUUUCUGGUAGACCGUUUGUUCGGAUCGAUGAUCAAAUCGAUGAUAAAAACCUUGAGGCGAACGACGAAAUCCUACCAGAACAGUCAACUGGGUUGGAGACAGUUGUUCCGAAUUCCGAGGACGAGGAUAAGGAUGUCGUAGUUGGACUGGCCCGAUUACACAAGGUGUCGUUGCAAACGCUGCAGAUGAAACCCAUAUACUGGUCCCCCGUUAACGAUAUUGCUAUUGUGACGAGGGGUACCUGGUUUUACAAAGAUACGAUGCUGCCGGUCCCGCCGGUUGUAGCUAAUCAGCUGGAAGCUGGGUAUCAGGAACUGCGCCCUUGGUCCGAAACUUGGCGUGAUGAAAUACGAUGUGCUAUUGAAGUUGGGGCUUCUGGAGAAGAAAAGGUUUCUUAUCGACUUUGGCCGAUGGAAGGCGAUGGAAAAUAUCGAAAUACCCCUGGCGAAGCUGCCACAGAAGGCCAUCUUGAGCCGCCCCAAGCAGACGACGGCACUUCCGAAAACAUUCAGCAACGCGCCUAUUCUAGCUACAAUGUCAUAUACAAAGAUCGAACACAUGCCUUUCUAUUAAAGCCAAGCCUCCAGCCAUCUGCAUAUUACGGUAGACGGCCCAUCCAAAAGAUUAUGAAGGGAACGAACGUCGGCAUUCCCGUUGUUCGGGGGUUCGAUAGACUCAGUUGGGAGCGUAUGCAUCGGGGGAAAAAAUCACAGCCCACGAGGUCUGCGUCUCAUGGCGCCUCUAGCAACGGCUCAUUAGAAACUUGUCCUGCUUGCGAAGCGGAUAAGGAUCGCAGUAAGGUGACUGACUUGGUGCUCGUAGCCCACGGAAUUGGUCAAAAGAUUGCCGAGAGGGUUGAGAGUUACCACUUCACGCACGCUGUCAACGGGUUUCGGAGAUUAGUUGACAGCGAAUUUCAGGGUCCCGUGGUGCAGGAGAUUCUACACAACAGCCAGAGCAGGCUCAUGGUUCUGCCGCUCAACUGGAGAAUAGGACUGUCUUUUGAAGACGGCGGAGCUCUUCAGACCGGAAUGGAGGCGGACAAGUCGAGCGCCGCUCAGCCUUUCGGCCUGAAGGACAUUGAGCCUAAUACAAUUCCCGCUAUACGGAGCAUGAUAUCCGAUGUCAUGUUUGAUAUCCCCUUCUAUAUGUCUCACCACAAGGGAAAGAUGAUUGCCGCUUUGGUGUCGGAGGCGAACCGAGUCUAUCGCCUUUGGUGUAGGAACAAUCCUGGGUUUGCUGAGAAUGGACGUGUCCAUCUGGUUGCACAUUCUCUCGGCAGCGUCAUGGCGGUUGAGGUUCUGUCACGACAGCCAACGGUUGCACCACAACUGGACCUAUCUCGCCUAGAGCCGGAGACCAAGUUCUUCGAGUUUGAUACGAAGAAUCUAUUCCUGAUGGGCAGUCCUACUGGAUUCUUCUUGUUACUUGAACGGGGGGCUCUUAUACCACGACGGGGGCGCGUCAAACCUGGCGUGGAUGCGAAUGAUGCCACGGAUGAAAACAUUGGUGGUGAGGUGGGCAUGUUUGGGUGCUUGGCUGUCGAUAACAUCUAUAAUAUUCUCGCCAAGGAAGAUCCGAUUGCCUACCUGCUCAACGGCGCAGUAGACCCGGGAUAUGCAGCCAGCCUCAGAACCGCAUAUGUUCCUACCGCUUCUGCUUCGUUUCUGAAGUCCAUUCGGGAUGCCAUGAGAAGUGUUGUGGGCGCCAACCCUGGUUCAUCGGUAACCGAUGACGGCCGUCCGUCCACCGUCCGCCUGCCCUCUCAGCUGGAGCUUGAAGUUCAUGAUUUCACGAGAGAGGAAAUUGCUGAGAAAAAGGCGUUUCUUCUCAAUGACAACGGCCAGAUUGACUGGUUCCUCAGAUCUGGCGGCGGUCCGUUGGAGAUUCAGUACCUUAACAUGCUGAGCGCUCAUAGCUCGUACUGGAGCAACACGGAUUUCAUUCGUAUGCUGUGUUUUGAGAUUGGUAGGCGGCCUGGUCGGACGAAUACAUUGCCUGCGAUGAGGGCUAUCAAGACUUCCAGGCGCCAGAUACCUACUGCUAGCUAA